This is a messenger RNA of Rhipicephalus microplus (southern cattle tick), 1485 nucleotides long. Its product is annotated as Adenosine deaminase-related growth factor B. NCBI's taxonomy places the organism in Eukaryota, Metazoa, Arthropoda, Arachnida, Ixodida, Ixodidae. Gene Ontology annotation, molecular function: adenosine deaminase activity. Gene Ontology annotation, biological process: negative regulation of adenosine receptor signaling pathway; adenosine catabolic process; inosine biosynthetic process. Gene Ontology annotation, cellular component: cytosol; external side of plasma membrane. The record is from RefSeq and is a predicted model, not a curated record.
AUGUAUAUCGAGAACAUGUCCCGCCUCUUCAAACGAGCCGAUCCGAACAUGACCGAAGAAAAGAAAGUGCGCCAUUUGAUGCGUGGAGUCAAACAGGACUUAAUUGCAGUCCUGGUUCGCAAUCCUCCUCGUAACGUGGCUGAAUUCCGCACAGAAGUCAUGACCAUAGAAAGAGCACUGCAGCAGCGUGCCCGUCACUACAAUCGGGAUGCCAGUAGUGAGCCCACGGGCCUCCUUUUGGCGAAGCGAGACAGCAGCAACGAGACGCUGAGGGAGCUGGUUAUGCUGCAUACUCACUUGGACGGCCACAUACGCCACACGACACUCAUGGAGUACUCAAAGAAGAAAAAGAUUGAUCUCGGCUACGCCAACCUCCAAGACUGCUUGAAGAAGACUAGGCCGUCCAAACCUAGCACUUUGCAGAACUACCUGAAGGAGAUGCCGAACUAUCUGAGAGUCAUCGUUGGUGACCGGGAUGCCCUGACACGCAUUGCGUACGAGGCUGCCGUAGACCAGGCCAACUGCGGCGUCAUCUACAGCGAGAUGCGCCUGUUCGCCCAGAUGAUGAGCAGCAGCAUGUCGAGCCUGCCCAAGGGUUCGGGCCCCAUGACGCUCAACACGACCCGGGAGGUGGUCGACGCCACGCUGGCUGGAUUCGCCAAGGCCGAGCAGGAAUGCGGCAUCAAGGCGCGCCUCGUUCUCGCCUGCUUCAGGGACAAGCCAGGCAGCUUCGUAGCUGUUGUGCCAGUUGUCAACGUGUUUAUAGAGAGCGGUGGCGAGCUUGAAGAAUGGGCUGACGAGGUCGUGACCUUAUGCCAGGAGUACAAGGGCAAGGGCGUUGUCGGCAUGGACGUGUGCGGAGUGUUCGCCCCGAAGCAGACCGCGAAGGAGGGCGAGGAGAUCCUUCACCCUCAAGUCAUACAAGCCUUUAAGAAAGCGGCCACCCUGGGUGUUCACCGCACGGCCCACGCUGGUGAAGCCGGCCCUCCGAGCAACAUCGCGCGCGCGAUCACUGAGCUGGGCGCCGAGCGUAUUGGGCAUGGCUACGCCGCCAUGCGCGAGGGUGGCGAGGCCUUCAAGCUGGCUAUAUCCAAGAAGAUUCACUUCGAGGUGUGUCCCAACAGCAGCUACCUGACGGGAGCCGUGAAGCCUACCGAGGAGCACCCUAUGAUGGCUUGCAAGAAGCAUAACGCCAGCUUCUCGAUGAGCACUGACGACCCGACCAUCACGCACACGGACAUUGACGACGAGUACUGGCUGGCACUGAGACAGGGGCUCUCACCCCAGGACAUCAUUAAGACGAACCACGAUGCCAUCGAUAACUGUUUCCUGCCUCCGGAAGAGAAGAAAGCGCUACGCAAGUGGUUCGAUGAGCUGAACGGGCUCGCUUAAGGUGUCGCUGCCACACAACCAAGCUCGUAAAAGGAAGAACGCGGCCCCCAACUUUCGCAAGGCUCCACGACCUUGCCCGCUACGCCAAGAUUC